AUUUACUAUUCUUUCCAUGUUUGAUUUCAAUGUUUUUAUUCUACCUCUGUCUUUUUUAUCCUAUCAUGUUUUCCUUCUUGUCUAUAUUUGGUCUGGAAAUUUAUGAGAUUGAAGAUCUGAUAUUCUUUUGAUUAACUUCUUUGUAAAAUAUAAAUUUGUAAUGUGAAAAUAAAAUAAAAAAAUAUUUAUAAAAUAUCAAAACAUAAAAAUAUGUAUAUAUAAUGAUUAUGAAUUAUAUAUAUAUAUAUAUAUAUAUAAAAUAUGUAACGAUUAAUAUGUCAGAUCAAACAUCGACGUCAUUGAAAAAUAUAUAUAUAUAUAUAUAUAUAUUCUUAUUUACUUACAUAUUUCGAUAUCUUCUCAUUUUAUAAUUUAUCAACUAUAGAAUAACAAUAUUGUAUUUCAACUUUCACAUUGUUCGAUAAUGUUGAAACAAUGAGAGCGUGAAACAGGAACGGUUUUCGGAUAGAUUAGUUUGAAUUGAAACUUGAUCGAUGAUACAUUAGCUUUUACUCUUUAUAAUCAUUUCCGAUAAAUUUUAAUAUGUUUAAAUUUUUUUAUUUAUAUUUUCACAUAAUUAUUCUCGUUAUUACAAGUGUUUCGAAAAAGGAAUAUAAACUUCCUUCAGAUGUAGUCGAAAAAUUAUGGAGAAAGUCAACCGAUGAAAAUUACGGAGGAAAUGCAAUGAAGAAGCAACUAUUCCAAGAUAUUUUUAUAGAAGAUCAAAAAGAUGAUAAAUUACAAUUUGGCUACGUUUGCGAAAAUCCAAUUCAAUGGGAACAAAGGUUCGAAGAAAAAGAUCUUUCGAAUAAUCGUCAUCGUGGAAAGAAAAAAAAAAUUAAAUUUGUAUAUAGGUUAAAUGGGGCGAUAAGGAUGGUAACUACGGCGAACAUUAUUGGGACAUAAAUCAUAAAUAAAUGUUGAAUAAUGAUAAUUGAAAUGGAAAAUAAAAAAAUAUUAUAAAAAGAAAUAUUAUUAUGAUAUGCAAAUAGUCAAUAUAUGUAAUGGGACUCUAUGUAAUGUCAAUCUAUGUAAUCAAUAUGUGAAAUCGACUGUAUACUUAUUUAUUUAAUAUAAUGUAGCAAUGACCAAAAUGUAAAAUGUUACGAUGAUGUAAAAUAGAUUAAUAUUUACGAAAUCGAUCAUUUGGAGAGAGGAUUCGAGAAAAAGUAUUUGGUAUAUUCACAUGUAGGACAACCUUUAUUAUUCAAUACAAUACUAAUUAUAACAUAAUACUACGCAUUAUUACAAUAUUAAUAUUAUUAUAUUGGUUGUAAUCCGAGUUUUUAAUGGUGUUUUUUGCGGCAUGGGUGCGUGCGUGCCGUUGCGUGCAUGCAUGUACGCGCGCGCACUUGUGAUAGUUCGUGUACAAAUAAAUAAAUAAAUACAUAUCUGUGUAUGUAUGUAUAUGUAUACAUAUACAUAUAUACAUAUAUAUAUAUAUAUAUAUUUAUUUAUUUAUUUAUUUAUAAUAUCCUACACGUAGUGCAUUACAUGUACACGUAUAUAUGUGUAUAUAUGUAUACGUAUAUGAUAUUUAUUAUACCUUUGUAUUAUUACGCAGUACGUGAAUUUAUUUUAUCUUUUAUAUCUUAUAAACUUAAUUCGAAUAGAUAUAGUGUAUAUAGAUAUAUAUAUAGAUAUAGAUAUAUAUAUAUUUAUAUAUCAUCAGGAUGGUAUAAAUAAUAUUGUAUUUCAUAAAAGCACUUUUUGUUGCUUAUAAUAUUAUCGUUUUCUUUCUUUAAAUUAUCGCAUCGCUUUUUUCUUCCACAAACAUAUGUAUUUUCCCUAAUGUUUUUCUUUCACUCUAUCCUUUCUUGUUAUAUCAUCGCGACAUCCACGAAGAAGUACAUAUACUUAUUUAUAUUUCUUAAAAAAGUGUUUAUGUUUUUUUAUUUUUUUUAUUUCUUUUUUAUUUAUUUUUUUAUUUUUUUUUUUGGCUUUCUUACUAGCUUCGGAAGGAAAACUUAAGACACAUUACCAACUACUUAUAGAUAUAUCGAGAAUUUGAAACAUUAAAUAUUGUUUCGCGUUGUGUAUGAUCGCUUUUCGAUCGAUCGAUCGAUCGCUAGAUCCAUCUCUCCUCCAAUCACGGUGAUUGAAAUUCCUUUCGUGCUUCACUAAUUUUAGCCAUUGAUUUCUUUUCGUUUUUCUUUCGUUCGUUCAUUCUUUCGUUCGUUCGUUCGUUUGUUCGUUCGUUCGUUCGUUCGUUCAUUCGUUCGUUCAUUCGCACUCGCUCCCUCAUAUCGCACGCAUAUAAUAGCAAGUACUUAUAUACAGUUAUAGACGUGCUCGAGUGCGCGAAAGUUGAGCGCUAUGCAAGUGUGGUACUUUGGAAGACUAUCAUAUAACUCACAAUAUUCUUCUAAUCUAUGACCAUUUCUUUCUAUUGCAUUUUAUUUAUAAUGUUAUAUUGAUCACAUGCCAAAUUUAUCUAUUACUCAUGAAGCCCUCCCCUCCUCUCUUAAAAAAACAAGAGAGAUAGAUCCACAAGAUAGGUGAAAAAGAAGAUAAAAUGAAUUGUAUACGAUUUAUCGCAGAAUAUAAUCGUGCAAUAGAAAAAGUGAUCAAGAAAAGUUUAGAAGAAAAUUGUUUGCUACGUAUGACAUCCUUCCAGGACACCGGCAUAAUAAUCGAGUAUAGAGUGUCCUACAAGGUAUGGCAUAUGCGGCAAAUAAAAGGUAGAUAUAGAUACGGGAAAAUGAAACGAAAAAUAUCUCUAAUUCUAAUAAUUGAAUAUUUGCUUGAUCCAAUAAUUGUUUUUCAUUUUUAAAUUCCUAUUUUUAUUUUUUUCCGUUCAAAUAACUCGGCAGAGAACAUACAAUUCACAGUUUCUCCCCUUCCCUCUCCUCCCUCUUCUUCUUUUUCUUCCAUCGUUUAAUUGUUGUAUCGUUCUUAAAAAAUAUCCGAUAUUUAUCCGAUAUUAAUAUUUUACAAACUUUAAACCAUAAUGUCCAGUCACAUCGAAUAUCCAUUAUGCGUUUAUACAAGUUAUGCUCAUAUUUUAUAUCCUUGGUAGAUAUCAAACAUUUUAAUUCUCAGAAAUAUCAUACCAUAUGAAACACAUUUAUGCUUUCAAUCUAUCAGCUUCGAUAAAUAUCCUCGUACAUAUAUGUACUCUUGCGAUCAUUUUCUUCAUUUUUCUUUCCUUUUUUUUUAUUUAUUUAUUUAUUUAUUUUUGUAUUUCUUUUUUGUUUGUUUGGCUGGUCCACUAACAUUCCUAGAAAAAAUACUCUCUGCAGUCCUCUAUGUUAUAAACUAAGAUUUUUUUUUUUGUUCCUCUAUUUUUCGUUUGAUUUCCCAUCAUCUGUCUAACUUUCCGUUCGUCAAAUUAUUUUUUUUACUCUCUCCUUGAUCGUUCGAUAUUUUCUCCUUCGUUUACGAACAUGUUCGCUUCUUUUCGCAUCUUUAUUCUAUAGAAAACCUUAUAGGUUCGCGUAAACAAUUAGCAAUAUUUUCGAACGAAUGUAAUUGCGAAUUUGAUCGCCAAGUUCCAUAGGAUCGGUCGCGUACGCAUUAUCUAUCUCUUGCUACACGCAUACGUAGCAUAUCGUAUGCAUAUCGGUCAGUCGCGAUUUAAUCGUAAUCGAGAUAGUACACGGUAAAGAUAAUUAAUCAAAUCUACUAUCGUGUGGUCAUUCGUGAUUUGUUUCUCGAGAAAGCGAAGGAAGAAAAGUUAUGAUUGAUGUUUGGUUUCGUUUUACCGAUAAGAUUAAAAAUUAUCUAGUAUCACAAAUAUCAUUAUAGAUCGCGAAAAUGCCCGUAGAUAAACAAAUCGAGUCGAUUGGAAGGAAAAAAUUUGAUUCAUCGAAUUAACGAUGUUAUUUACGUACAUUUGUGCGCAUAUAUCCGUGAUCGGAUGAAAAUAUGAUUAAAAACGUAAUUUCGCGACAUAUCCGUUCUUUUUUUUUUU
Molecule: messenger RNA, 3913 nt
Organism: Apis cerana (Asiatic honeybee)
Lineage: Eukaryota; Metazoa; Arthropoda; Insecta; Hymenoptera; Apidae
Source: RefSeq, a predicted model, not a curated record